Sphenostylis stenocarpa is the source of this 210-nucleotide messenger RNA. NCBI's taxonomy places the organism in Eukaryota, Viridiplantae, Streptophyta, Magnoliopsida, Fabales, Fabaceae. The record is from the annotation of a GenBank genome assembly.
AUGAUGUUGGGCACAGCACCAACAACUAUGUGUGUGGAGGGAGAUAAACAUGUGAGUGCAGUGGCAUGCCUGGUCAUGGUAGUAGCAGAGAGUUUCUUCAUGAAGCUCGCGUGGAGUAACCGGGUCCAUCAUAAAGAUAGCGAACCAUAUCUGCCAGCAAAGAAAGACGCCAAAAAUUAUAGGCGCAUCAUCAGCAAAGAAUGUUGGUGA